Sphaeroforma arctica JP610 is the source of this 1389-nucleotide messenger RNA. RefSeq lists its product as hypothetical. Lineage: Eukaryota; Ichthyosporea; Ichthyophonida. The transcript is spliced from 10 exons. Bases 1 to 1389 code for a protein of 462 amino acids. The record is from RefSeq and is a predicted model, not a curated record.
AUGGGAUUUCUAUCUUGGUUUAGUGGUGCCCCGAUAGGCGAUCAGUCGUACCAAGGCGAAGCCGAGCAGGUCUUUGAGAAUAACGAUGAUGAAUAUGUACUUUAUGGCUCCGAGUUGUCCGUGUACUCUCAGAAAGUGGAAUCUGCGUUACGCUUCGGCCGAUUCAACUAUAAAUACGAAACGUUCAGUUUAAGCAAACGACAGGCCGUACAGAACCGGUCCGGUACUCAUAAGAUCCCGCAACUGAAGACACCGAACAAUUGGAUUAUCUCUGAUAGCACACCGGUGCUAAAAUAUCUGGAUGGCUACUCCGCCACGCCGAUGUUCCCAACUGGACCUACAGGAAUUGUAGUUUAUCUGAUCGAGGAAUUCUUAGACGAGUGGAAUGUGCGGAAUAUCGGUUGUCUGCGAUGGGCCAACGAUGUUAGUGCCAUGUAUAGUGUGCAAAUGCUCGUCCAUGAACUCGUCAGCGAUUGGUGGCCGUACUGGUUAUUCAAGUCGUAUAUUAUGAACUAUCUCCUUAACUUUGGGAUGAAGGUCAACAGGGCCUUUGGCGUGUCAACGGAGUCGCAGGAGCGGCUGUGUGAGGUCAAAGCUCGAGAACUUCUGGUACAUCUGAACGAUCAACUACAAACCACCAAGUUCGCACUGGGGAACAAACCGUGUGCUGUAGAUGCCAGUCUGAUAGGCUGGCUCAGAUCCUGUAUACUUGACGACCCCUAUGGCAAGUCUCUUGUCGCGGAUUUAAAUGAGGUGAGGAACUACGGGCAAUUAGGCGAUGACCCGAGCUUCUGGACAGAUGAUGGAGGACUAGGGAAGUUGGUAGCCUUCCCAAAAACCACAACAUUUGCGAAUUAUUGUUUAAUACAGAUGGGGGGGGCCUAUAGGAGGUUUGCGUUAAAUAAUAGGAAAGCGGUGAACGACCGGGCUAAGAGCUUCAUGUCUGUUGUGAAAAGGGAGGAGAUAUCAUUCAAAACAAAGACAUACACAGAAAAGUCUCGAAGGAUGCUGGCUAGACAUAUCGAUGUUACGAUGGCAAAUUGUACUGCGGCGGAGAGGCAAGCCAUUCAGGGUUAUCCUAUCGGACAGUCACCAAUCGGGCCUAAAUUAGCGUCUAUACCAGUUGAGAGAUUCGGCGAUGUUGGGGCUGUGGACCGACAUGGGAUUUUCGAUGAGCGACUAUGCAACACGCUUGAGGCUGCGGAUUCCUACCGACCCUCAAGUUUUCGCGCAAAUUUCAAUGCGGCGUGUCCUCAGGGUUGUUCACCCCUGAGUAAGAGUCAACAGGGUGCUCGCCUGUACUCUCAGUAUCUAAAUACACAUAGGUUCUAUUCUGUCGAUUAUGAUAGUGCUAUGCAACCCGCUAGUGAGGCUGCGGUGGCUCACUGA